Molecule: messenger RNA, 2984 nt
Organism: Oncorhynchus nerka (sockeye salmon)
Lineage: Eukaryota; Metazoa; Chordata; Actinopteri; Salmoniformes; Salmonidae
Product: free fatty acid receptor 2
Exons: 1
Coding region: 1021-2106 (361 amino acids)
Biological process (GO): positive regulation of insulin secretion; response to fatty acid; positive regulation of cytosolic calcium ion concentration
Cellular component (GO): plasma membrane
Molecular function (GO): bioactive lipid receptor activity
Source: RefSeq, a predicted model, not a curated record
AGCUGAACAAAGGAUAGCUUUGAACAAUGCUGGGGGAGAAUUGUUUUUCUUUAUGAUAAAACUCUAUACUGAUGACAUUUUUAUUUGCACACACAACUAUCCAACCUCGCUCUAAUCUUCUCUCUUCCGUGAAGAGUAAUUUAUGUCACUUACACACCCAAGCGCACACAUACAAAUAAACCAGGUUGUUUUCCUACUGCUAUAAAGCAUAGAGAAUCUCCCUUGUGCCACAAAGUUGGCGCCCAACCCUAAAGCCCUACUACCCUGCUCCCACGCGAUGACCAUCAUCCGUGGCAUUUUAUGACUUUACUGCCUGACCCUCAAGUUAAUUUCGAGUGGCCGCGCCGUGGCUGGAUGGGCAUGCGCUUCCUGACAAGCCCAAUUAUUCUGAAUCAUUUCACUAAAGGGUCCAGAUGCUGCCUUGCUGUCGUCUCAGAUCCUGGGGGCCAUUAAGACACGCUGGUGCCUCCUAAUUGCCAUACACUUCUGCUUGAAUGGGCACCUACCCAUAUCUGUCUACCUGUCAUGCUGCACCCUGCCCCUUCAUGCCCACACACAUAUACACACACCAGUAUCACCCCACUUCCGCUCUCUAUACUAUUGUCACCAAAGGGUUGUCUCUGCCUCCCUGCUCUCUCGCUCAGUGCCAAGCCUGUGUGUGGAGGAGAGAGGGGUUUGCUAAAGAGUGAUGUGCUCACAUGGUGGGAACUAUCCUAUUGAUGCGCAUUGCAACUUCACAAGAGGAAUGCUGUCCACAAAUUGAAGCUAGAGGACUGAGGAACAGGAGAGGAUCUGUGAUUGGGCAUUGAGGAUUUACUGCAUGUACUUUGGAAUUUGUUUUCAACCCGAGUCGCUUUAAGAGAUCUUACUUUUAACAUCCAUUGCGUCUGCCACAGGACUAGUGUGUUUUUUUUCUUCCCAUCUCAAAUGAUUUUACUUGCAGAAUCGAGACUUCAGUUGCUUCUGAUGCAGUGCCUCCUAUGCUCCUGAACUCCUGAGCAGGAGGUGUGAGCCGAAGCGAUGCAAGUGCCCGUCAAGGACUUUGUCUCCCUGACGGUCUACUCCUUCACGUUCCUGCUGGGCCUCCCCUCCAAUCUGCUGGUGCUCUUCGUGUACUUUCGCAAGGCGCGCAAGCGAGGUGCCACGCCCAACGUGGUAUACGCACUCAACCUCUGCCUGGCUAACUUGGCACUGGUGGCCUGGCUGCCCGUCAAGGCCCUGGAGACUUUCCUCCAGGACUGGGCUCUUCCAUCGCCCCUCUGUCCCGUCUACAGCUUCUUCUUGUUCUCCUCGAUCUACGGCAGCUGCCUCUUCCUCACGGCCGUGACGGUGGGCCGCUACCUCAGCAUCGCCUUUCCCAUCAGCUACAAGCUGUACCGGCGGGGCCGCAUCUCCUGCUUCAUCAGCGCUGCCCUCUGGGCAGUGGUACUGUUGCACCUGAGUCUGGGCCUGGUGGCAGAAGGCGGGGGUGGUUUCGUGUCCACCUCCAGCCAUAAUGUGUCAGUCUGCUUUGAGAACUUCACCCAGGAUCAGCUGGACCUGCUGCUGCCAUUGCGCCUGGAGAUGGCGCUCCUCCUCUUCCUAAUGCCACUGGCCAUUACCGCCUUCUGCACGCUGCGCUGCGUAGCCCUGGUGUGGCGGUCCUGCUUGCCCGUCCUGGGAAAGAGACGCGUCUUGGCCGUGGCCCUUUCCACACUGGCUGUGUUUGUGGUUUGCUACGUGCCCUACAACGCCUCACACAUUGUGGGCUUUGUGCUGCAGGAGAACGUCCACUGGAGGACUGAGGCCAUGCUGUCCAGUGCCUGUAACGUCUUCCUGGAGCCUGUGGUCAUGCUGAUGCUCUCCCCGGCAACGCCCCGCGGCCUCAUGGGAAGGCUCUGUGGAAGGCCCAGCAGAUACAGCCGGACAGAGGGGCGCCAUUGUAGCAAAACCAUCACACGGGACCCUCUAGCUAAUGUGAGGGGAGUGGCGUCGCUGACCGACAGACAGACAGGAGCAAACAUUUCCAAGUUAAGUCAGGAAAAAUCUGCACAAACAAGACAUGUAAGACCUGUGAGUGGAAUUCAAAAAAUAAAUAGUUUAGGACAAAAUGAAGUGGAGAACUGAGGCUGAUGUGGAAAACACUUAGAAAUAGGACUGGUAGUGCUCAAAAUGGGCAGAGCUGAGGUUGGAACAAGUGACAGUCUAGAAAUCUGCACAAUUAUUGAUGACAAAAAGAAUAUAUUGUGUUCUCAUGAUACUGUAAGCUUUCUAUGCUCUGAAAUUAGAAAGUUCUACAUAACAAACCACAGUAUCAUGAUGACUCAUAUGAAGAACCUUUGUGGCUUAUGAACUGCGUGAAAGACAAGUGAGAUGUGGAAAAUUGACCAAAGGUUAUCUGAGAUGAGCCAGUGAUGAGUCCUCUACUGUGAUGGUCUGAUCUGGAUUGCGCCACCGGCAGAUGGGGCAGGAGGACAAUUUCAACUGAGUGACUAAAAUAGUUUGAAUGCAUUCUGGUAUAUUUUUGUUGGUUUACUGUAAGAAACUGGGUAUCUUUCUCUAUCUUAAAAAGGUAUGGUGAUAGAAAUGCCCUGUCAAUUCUCUGUCCAAAUAUUCUGUAGAUAAUUGAUCAAUAGGCAAAUGGUAUUAAACAGACACAUGUAAAUAGAACCAUCAUUUAUUGAUUGUUAUUUACAGCUUACACUGGGAGCUUUAAGGAGUUUACGAAGAUGAAUGUAACAUGUACUAAUUCAUUCUGAUCUGAAACUCUGCUGAACAUGAAGUUAAUCAGAAACAUGUCCUCAUUUUAUAUCUGACAGUCUGAGAAUCAAUACAUUUGAAAUCUCAACCAGAAACAGUUAUGACUAUAAUGAAUGUUUCUCUAAUCUCAAAAUGUGAAUUACUUGUUUAUAGAACCUGCUUCUAAUUGAGGAUUUGACAUUGCAAUAUUUACAUGUAAAUCACUACCUUCCUUGUGCAAGAGAAAUGCCCAAAUAAAAUAUAAA